Messenger RNA from Scophthalmus maximus (turbot), 1620 nucleotides. RefSeq names its product ubiquitin-conjugating enzyme E2G 2 (UBC7 homolog, yeast) (gene ube2g2). NCBI's taxonomy places the organism in Eukaryota, Metazoa, Chordata, Actinopteri, Pleuronectiformes, Scophthalmidae. Bases 115 to 612 code for a protein of 165 amino acids. The record is from RefSeq and is a predicted model, not a curated record. Gene Ontology annotation, cellular component: endoplasmic reticulum; cytosol. The transcript is spliced from 6 exons.
GCGGAAGUAGCAGGAGUGUCUGUGAGCAUGCGCAGCUCGCUCAGCUGUGGCAACGCAGAAGGAAACUCGGAGCCGGUUUUAUCUUCACAUUUUGUUCGUCCUUGGUAAAACACGAUGGCCGGUACCGCGCUGAAGAGACUCAUGGCGGAGUAUAAACAGCUGACCCUGAAUCCACCUGAGGGGAUCGUUGCAGGGCCAGCCAAUGAGGAGAACUUCUUUGAGUGGGAGGCGCUGAUCAUGGGUCCUCAGGACACAUGUUUUGAAGGUGGCGUGUUUCCAGCGGUCCUCAGUUUUCCGUCUGAUUAUCCUCUCAGUCCUCCGAAGAUGAGGUUCACCUGCGACAUGUUUCAUCCUAACAUUUACCCGGAUGGUCGGGUGUGUAUCUCCAUCCUCCACGCUCCAGGUGAUGACCCAAUGGGAUACGAGAGCAGUGCAGAGAGGUGGAGUCCGGUCCAGAGUGUGGAGAAGAUCCUGCUCUCAGUGGUCAGCAUGUUGGCAGAGCCGAACGACGAGAGUGGAGCGAACGUCGACGCCUCUAAAAUGUGGCGCGAGGACCGAGAGCAGUUUUACAAACUUGCCCAGAAAAUCGUACGCAAGUCCCUGGGCCUUUAGAGAUGAUGUCGUCACCCUGCAACAAUGAUGUCAGACUCGGGUGACAAACGAUUCUCCUUCUUUUCACCAUGGAAACCAACACACACACACACACACACAAACAAACACACACACACACACACACACACACACACACACACACACACACACACACAGAGUGCUGCUGACACGGACAGAUUGAAUAACUGAUGACGGACGAGUGGAAGUCGAUCAGAGCGAACAAUUUUUUUGCUAAAUUUUACAAAUAUGCAAAACUACAAAACAGACGCUUUUGAUUUUUUGACGUGACAUCACCGUGACAACCAGACCACGUGACAUGUGACCUCCGGUUGAUGAUGUCACCACCACCUCACACCUUGACACAACAUGGAUCAUUAAUAAUUCAUAUUCAAUAUCUGAACUUAUGUCAUGUGACCUCUCCACCAGUGUCGUCCAGCUACUGAUUGGAUAUUUGAUCAUCAUCAUAACUAAUGAUGAUCAUAUUUCAUCAUUUCAGACACGGAUUAGUGCUGCGACUAAAGAUGAUUUAUAAUUAUUUGCCUAUUAAGUUUAUUCGAUUAUCAAUUAAAUUAUUUCAUCGAAUGUUCGUCAACGACAUUAGAAAUUAUCAUCGAUAAUAUAAGUUUGAAUUUAUCAGUUCCAGAAAAUUUCUGAUGAAUUCUUCUGUUGAUCUCUUGGUUCUAGUCUCAGAGCUGCUGAGUCAAGUUCAGGUGAACGUGAUGUUCUCUCAUCUUUAUAAAGGGUCAGAAUUCAGGGUCGGAGUGAGUCAUGGCUCGUUGUCUUCAGAAGCUCGUGGGACUUACGCACUUUAUCUCUUCUCUUGGUCUGGAGACGUCAGGACUUUACUGACGAUGAGUCGCUCCGACUGGCUUUAUCCUCAUCUUAUUUGAAUGCGUUUUGAUGUUCAUCUUGUUUGUUGAAGUGACUCGGACGAUGACGUUUUGUUGUGAAAAGUUAUAAUUUGUCUUUUGCUUUAAAAAGUAUAAGAAUAAAUCAUGGGAAGCCAAA